Messenger RNA from Emericellopsis cladophorae, 1995 nucleotides. RefSeq names its product ABC1 family protein-like protein. The record is from RefSeq and is a predicted model, not a curated record. Bases 1 to 1995 code for a protein of 664 amino acids. The transcript has 2 exons. Lineage: Eukaryota; Fungi; Ascomycota; Sordariomycetes; Hypocreales; Bionectriaceae.
AUGACGAAGAAGCCCAACGGCAGCCACAUGUUCCGCCAGAACAUGUUAGGUGCCUCGCGGGGCCUCGCGCGCGCCAUCCCUCGGCGGUGCCACGCGCAACCCAGUUCCAUCGCCCUCAUCCCCCGGCGAUUUCAGUCGAGCGGUCCCUUCCAGCCCCUCCGACCACCGUCGCCCAGUGAGCUAGGUGCCCCCAAGGCAGCGAAGGAAUACAAGAAGGGGCGGCGAUGGGGGCGGAGACUGCUUCUUCUUGCAGGCGUCGGCGGCGUGGUCUAUGUCGCUGACGGCCAGCUUUUCUCCUUUGGGCUGCUGCGCUCCGCGCGGACAUUCUCCACGGGCCUGAUUGUGGCGCUCGACUACAAGAUGAACUUUCGGCCCAACCCCUGGGUGGGCGGCGACAUUCAGGACCUGCACGCGCGAAGCGCCCGGCGCCUCUUCCACCUCCUGCAGGACAAUGGCGGCCUCUACCUCAAGGUUGGCCAGGCGAUUGCGAUGCAGAGCGCGGUGCUGCCCCCGGAGUUCCAGAAGAUGUUUGCGCAAAUGUUUGACGAUGCGCCGCAGGAUGACUGGAAGGACGUGGAGGCAGUCAUCCGAGAGGACUUUGGCAAGAGCGUCGAGGAGGUCUUUGGUGUCAGCUUCACCGGCAAGGAGGGAUACGGCGUGAUGGAGCGCAAGGCCAAGGCCAGCGCCAGCGUCGCACAGGUGCAUUGGGCGAAGUUGACCGAUGGCCGAGAGGUUGCGAUCAAGGUGCAGAAGCGCGAGAUUAGCAAGCAAAGAUCCAUGGAUCUUUGGUCUUUCAAGACUGUGACGUGGAUCUACUCCAAAUGGUUUGACAUUCCUUACUACAAGCUUGUUCCCUUUAUCAUCGAGCGUCUAGAGCUAGAGAUGGACUUUGAGAACGAGGCGCAGAACUCGGAGACGAUGCGCGCGCUGAUUCAGCAAGAGAAAAAGCUCAAUGGCCGGGUGUACAUUCCCACCGUCUACCCAGAGCUCACCUCGAAGAGAGUCUUGACGACGGAGUGGAUAGAAGGUGUCAGACUGUGGGAUAAGAAGACCUUGACCUCAAGGUGGCUAGGAGGGUAUGGACAGGGGUCGCCAGGUGCCGGCAAGCCUCUACCGCCCGCUGAUAUGGAUGCCCUGCGGAGGGAAGCGCGCACAAAGGCCUUGAACGAGAGUCUCAAGCCCAACCGUGACAGCUGGAAGGGACCGCGCGGCAAAGGUGGUCUCGGGGUCUCGACCAAGGAGGUCAUGACGACCAUGGUCGAUCUGUUCUCGGCGCAGAUCUACAAGUGGGGUGUUGUACACUGCGACCCCCAUCCGGGCAACAUCUUCAUCCGACGUCUCCCCAGCGGCAAGGCAGAGCUCGUCCUGAUCGACCACGGCCUCUAUGUCUACCUGACGGACGAGUUCCGCCACCAGUACAGCGUGCUCUGGAAGGCACUCAUGACGUUUGACAACAAGACGAUUGCCGACGUGACGGAGAAAUGGGGCAUCAAGUCGCCCGACCUGUUCUCCACCGCCACUCUCCUGCGCCCGUACGAGGGGGGCGAGAAGAUUGACGCCGGCAUGGAGAACAUGACACCGUCGGAACGGUCCUACGCCAUUCAGCAGAAGAUGAAGCAGGGCGUACGGGACAUGCUGGCGGACGAGGACAAGUGGCCCAAGGAACUUCUCUUCCUGGGACGCAACAUGCGCAUCGUCCAAGGAAACAACCAGUACAUGGGCUCGCCCGUGAACCGGCUGAAGAUGAUGGGAGAGUGGGCGAGCUCCAGUCUCUACCAGGACCCCAAGCUAUCCUGGGACCACCGUCUGAGCAAUGCCUUUCGACACUUGAUCUUCAAGGUGGUCAUGACGGCGUCCGACGUCGCUUUUUACUUCUACAUGGCCAGGGCGUGGCUCGGUCUCGGCAGCAACAUGGAAGACGCGAUGGAGCAGCGCAUGCGGGAGAUGGCAUCCGAGUACGGCGUCGAAUUGCAAGGCGAUGUCUUUGAGGGUUGA